AUGCGGGCAGCGGCGGGGGGCGCGCGGGCGGCCGCGCUGGCGCUGCUGCUGGGGGCGCUGCACGGGGCGCCGGCGCGGGGCGAGGAGUACGACUACUACGGCUGGCAGACCGAGCCGCUGCACGGGCGCUCGUACUCCAAGCCGCCCCAGUGCCUCGACAUCCCCGCUGACCUGCCGCUCUGCCACACGGUGGGCUACAAGCGCAUGCGGCUGCCCAACCUGCUGGAGCACGAGAGCCUGGCCGAAGUGAAGCAGCAGGCGAGCAGCUGGCUGCCGCUGCUGGCCAAGCGCUGCCACUCGGACACGCAGGUCUUCCUUUGCUCGCUCUUCGCGCCCGUCUGCCUCGACCGGCCCAUCUACCCUUGCCGCUCUCUGUGCGAGGCUGUGCGCGCCGGCUGCGCGCCGCUCAUGGAGGCCUAUGGCUUCCCCUGGCCCGAGAUGCUGCACUGUCACAAGUUCCCCCUGGACAACGACCUCUGCAUCGCUGUGCAGUUCGGGCACCUGCCCGCCACCGCGCCUCCAGUGACCAAGAUCUGCGCCCAGUGUGAAAUGGAGCACAGCGCUGACGGACUCAUGGAGCAGAUGUGUUCCAGCGACUUCGUGGUCAAAAUGCGCAUCAAGGAGAUCAAGAUAGAGAAUGGGGACCGGAAGCUAAUUGGAGCCCAGAAAAAGAAGAAGCUGCUCAAGCCAGGCCCCCUGAAGCGCAAGGAUACCAAGAGGCUUGUGCUGCACAUGAAGAAUGGCGCCGGCUGCCCCUGCCCACAGCUGGACAGCCUGGCUGGCAGCUUCCUGGUCAUGGGCCGCAGAGUAGACGGACAGCUGCUGCUCAUGGCCGUCUACCGCUGGGACAAGAAGAACAAGGAGAUGAAGUUCGCGGUCAAGUUCAUGUUCUCAUACCCCUGUUCCCUCUACUACCCCUUCUUCUACGGGGCGGCAGAGCCCCACUGAAGGGCUC
Molecule: messenger RNA, 955 nt
Organism: Dama dama (fallow deer)
Lineage: Eukaryota; Metazoa; Chordata; Mammalia; Artiodactyla; Cervidae
Gene: SFRP5
Product: secreted frizzled related protein 5
Exons: 3
Coding region: 1-948 (315 amino acids)
Biological process (GO): non-canonical Wnt signaling pathway; negative regulation of canonical Wnt signaling pathway; canonical Wnt signaling pathway
Molecular function (GO): Wnt-protein binding
Source: RefSeq, a predicted model, not a curated record